This is a messenger RNA of Thunnus maccoyii (southern bluefin tuna), 6436 nucleotides long. It is a transcript of the gene hs6st1a, whose product is annotated as heparan sulfate 6-O-sulfotransferase 1a. Gene Ontology annotation, molecular function: heparan sulfate 6-sulfotransferase activity. The coding region runs from base 374 to 1663 and encodes 429 amino acids. The transcript is spliced from 4 exons. Gene Ontology annotation, cellular component: membrane. The record is from RefSeq and is a predicted model, not a curated record. Lineage: Eukaryota; Metazoa; Chordata; Actinopteri; Scombriformes; Scombridae.
AAGAGUCGCGCUGCAUCCUGGGUACAUAGCUCCAUGGUGAUGCAGUGAGGCUGUGGGUCGUGUUUUUGUGUUUUUGUGUGGACGAGGAAACCAAAGUAAAGUAAACGGGGGAGGGUCGGCCGCUGGUGAGUGAGGAAGGGGGAAGGCUUUUAAGCGAGUUACAAUGCGUCUUUCACGGUGUUGAGCGGUCUCGGUGAACGAUGAGCCAACUUCGCCGGUCGUCUCGAAGCGAUAUGAGCCACUCUUGAGCCCCGUGGAAACCCUUCUUCUCGGCGGGGGGAGAGCGAGCAUGAAGAAGCCGAGCGCCCUGCUCCGUGUUGCCGGCUUGACUGGGAAAUGGUAGCGUGCUGCAGGAACCGCACUGGGAAGGAACAUGGUCGAGAGGAGCAGCAAAUUCUUGUUGAUCGUCGUCGGAUCCGUGUGUUUCAUGCUGAUUCUGUAUCAGUACGUGGCCCCCGGGGUGAUCAAUUUCGGUUCCCCGCACGGUUAUUUCACGGAGGAGGACGAGGGGGACAUCUUCCCGACUCCGGACCCCCACUACGUUAAGAAAUACUACUUCCCCGUCAGGGACCUGGAGAGGACGAUCGAUUUUCAAAUCAAAGGGGAGGACGUGAUCGUGUUUUUGCACAUCCAGAAAACAGGGGGGACUACCUUCGGCAGGCACCUGGUCCAAAAUGUCCGUCUGGAGGUUCCCUGCGACUGCAGACCGGGCCAGAAGAAGUGUACCUGCUACCGGCCGAACCGCAAGGAGACCUGGCUCUUCUCCCGGUUCUCCACCGGCUGGAGCUGCGGCUUGCACGCCGACUGGACCGAGCUCACCAACUGUGUGCCCGGGGUCCUCAACAAGAAGGAGAGCAAGCAGAAGAUUCAAAGGAAGUUCUACUACAUCACUCUGCUGAGGGACCCGGUGUCUCGCUACCUCAGCGAGUGGAGGCACGUGCAGCGGGGAGCCACGUGGAAAACCUCCCUGCACAUGUGCGAUGGACGAACCCCGACGCCCGAGGAGCUGCCCUCCUGUUACGAGGGCUCUGACUGGUCGGGGUGCACCCUGCAGCAGUUCAUGGACUGCCCCUACAACCUGGCCAACAAUAGACAGGUUCGUAUGUUAGCGGACCUGAGUCUCGUCGGCUGCUACAACAUGUCCACAGUUCCAGAGAAGAAGAGGGCCCAGCUUCUCCUGGAGUCAGCCAAGAAGAACCUACGAGACAUGGCCUUCUUUGGGCUGACAGAGUACCAGCGGAAAACCCAGUUCCUGUUUGAACGGACCUUCAGGUUGCGCUUCAUCAGGCCCUUCAUGCAGUACAACAGCACCCGAGCUGCAGGGGUGGAUCUGGACAACGCUACGGUCCAGCGUAUAGAGGAGCUGAACGAGCUAGACAUGGAGCUGUACGACUAUGCCAGGGACCUGUUCCAGCAGCGCUACCAGUACACCAGGCAGCAGGAGAGGCGGCAGCAACGCAUCAAGAACCACAUGCAGCAGAACCACCAGGGCCUAGGCCUGGGCGUCAGCCUCUGGCCCUCCCGCAGCAGGCAGAGCGCUGUCUCGACACUGGAGGACGGAGAAGGAGAAAAGGAGGAGGGUGAGGAGGGAGGCAGAACGGAGGAGGCGGGCAGCAGGCUUCCCACUGAGGACUACAUGAACCAGAUCAUCAACCGCUGGUAGCAGCAGAAUGAGAACAAACGCACAGACAUGCAUAUGUAAUGUGAAAAAUACACACACACAAACACAUACACACACAUAUUUACACAGAAAGUGGCGCCUGCAUCAAAGACCCAAAUAACUGACAAACAGACAUUAUCAGAGAGUUGGGCUGUGGGAAUGAGAGUCCAAGUGGUUGCUAUGGAGACCUGGGCUUGGUCCAUUGCAUCAGCUCAUGUUAUUGAGGUUUGCCCAGUUGUUAUUAGCACCCUCUUGCCCUUUUCCCCCCCUCUGAGUUUCUCCAUCUCUCCCAUCAUCAUUAUUGACUGAGCUGAGGAGAGAUAUUUUUAAGAGUUGCUGACAACCGAGUAUCUCAUCCAUCUCCCUCCCCCCCUUCCUCCUCCUCCUCCUCCUCCUGUAUUCCUCUCGUUCUCUGUGGCCUGAUAUGGAGCAUGAGAAAAUAAAAUUAAGUCUGUGAAUUCCCAUUAAUCCUCGCUAAGGACCAGUCUACUUCCUGGACACAGUGCUCCAAUUUCAAAGGAGCUAGAAAAGCUAUGAAAGUAUGCUAAUGGCUGAAGCUGAACAAAGAAAAAGGUGGGAGUACAUGAAAGACUGUUCCUGAAAGGAAGAAAAGAAAGAAGCGCAGAAAAGUUGGACUGUGUAAUAAAGCUUUCUGCUUAAAAAAAAAAAAAAAAAAAAUCAGCCAUUUCACCCAUGAACAUGCUUUGGUCAUGAAAUAGUGACAGACAGUCUCAUUCUCAUUUUAGGAUGAUUUCAUUUGUAUUUUUUCCUUUUUUGUGUUUAUGCUUUUUUAAAAGCAGAAUUGUAAUAACACUGAGACCAAUAAUGCUGCCUAAAGAAAAGUGAUUCCUUUAUUUCUUUAUUUUUGUUUGUUUUAUAAGUCAAAGCUAAUGGAUUGGAUUGACGUACUAUGGACCAUAGCCAUUACUGAAGCCUUGCAUCUCGGAAAAGAAAAAAAGUGGCCUGUUUCUCUGUUAAAGGUUCCCAAAGCUCCUGUCGCUUAACGAGUUCAUUAUUUCUCCUUUUCUCUCCUUUUUCUUGUGUGUCUCAGUCCUGCAGAGAAUGACAGCCAAUUACGGAGCCCGAAUCUCACAUACUGUACGUGUGAAGAAAUCAAAGGCAGGGAAAGGAGGGAGAGGAGUGAGUGUGUGUGUGUGUGUGUGUGUGUGUGUGUGUGUGUGUGUGUGUGUGUGUGUGUGUGUGUAUGUGUGUGUGUGUGUGUGUGUGUGUGCUGCAGGUUGUUGCCAGGAACCGUGCUGUGUGAGCGGCAAGCGCUUUGGAAGCCUUAACUCAGACAAAUGCUCGAGAUGGGAGUUGUGGAACUACCGGUCACCAUGGCAAUGUGAGCCCUUAAUGUAGUGGGUGGCAUUUGCAGUUGCUCGUUUUUUUGUGUUUUUUUUUUGGUUCUGUUUUUUUUUUUGUUUUGUUUUUUUCCUGACCAAGAGCUGCGUUGUAAAAGCGGCGGUCUCAAAAAAAAAAAAAAGCUUCUGUCCUACUUGCUGAAAGGGCACACACAGUGCUGGUGACCUGUAGUUCAUUAGUGUGACUGGUAUUUCACUUGGUUUUACCCUGAAGAAACAGACAGGGCGAGGUAGCAGUGCCUCUAUGUACUGGGAUCAUAGUCAACAUUAUUAUUGCCAGAUAAUAUGUCUGCAUUAUACUACAGUAAUUUUCUCUGACUACUCGUGUGUCUGUGCGUAUGACUGUGUUUCAGUAUGUGUGUAAAUAGUAUGUACAGUAUGCCUUUGAUUGGCGUAUGUGUAUGCCUUUGUAAAUAGUGUGCCUGACUGCGAGAGGAUGCCUGACGAGUUUUUUGAAUGACUGGUUCCAUGACCAAUAAUAACUUGCCAUUUUUAUGGUGGUGGAGGGCAGGGCAAAACAAAAAAAAACAAACAAACAAAAAAAAAAAGUCCCUCCAACAGCAUGUCACAGCAGUGUGACCGCCGCAGUGAUGCAAGCCAAUACACUCCUCUGCCCUUUCCUUAACCAUUUAUAUUUUUCUUUCCCCAUUUUCUUGUCUCCUCCCCCAUGACGUGGUCAGGUGGGAGGACUGUAUUGCUAUAAUUGUCUGAAAUUCUGAUUUUUGUAUUUGUUAAAAAUCUGCCUGUGUUACAUGUCUUCACUCUUGUCAGUAAAAAGUAGGGUUGGAUUCUGAUAGCCGGCUCCAUAAUGAACACUAUUAGGAAUUUCAGCUACAUUUCCGCUGCAGAUAUCAACAUAUGAUAUAAGUUAUAAGUUCGGUAGCAGCUGUUACCAAAAAUGUUGCCUCCAUAAUAUUUAGAUAGGGACACAUUUUUUUUAUAAUUUGGAUAGCUGUGAUAGAGGAAAUUGUCACACCUUACCUGUCAAUAUCUGGUUGACCCUUUGGUCUUUUUUAUGGUGUUAAUGCACCAAAAUUAAGUCACAGCUAUCAAAUACAAAUCUGUGACUGAACCAAAACACUAAGACUCUGAUAAAGUAGGGUAAAAAUGUCUGCAGUGAUUAUUUAGCUGAAAUUCCUAAUCAGGUCACAGAAUUUUGGCAUAACAUCAUUUUCUGGUUGGCAAAAUACCCAGAAUUGUUUGUCUCUAAUUCCAUUAUUACUCUAAAGAUUUCUAUUAUUGAAUCUUUUAUCUGCUCCUGUUUUUUAUUAGCAACGAACAGCAUAGACAAACAUCAAUUCUGACAAAUUAUAUAUCAGCUGUAGCCAAUUAACGUUAACUUUGUAACAGCUCAAACUAAACUUCUGGCUGUUGUCUGUAUUUAUGCCGCGUUCAUGUCAUAUCGGAGUUACUGUAAUCACAAGUUUCCAACUUGUAAAUAGCGUUCAUAUCAACCUCCCAAGUUGUAAUUACAACUGGGGAAACUGGGAUUUCUUUCUGCAAGCUCCAAUAUAUUUGACUUGGCACUUAAUACGUACUUAAUAAUACAGAAGUGCCUGAAAACCAAGUAAACAUGAACGCCUCACUUCAGCCAAAGUUCAUCAUUCAAUGUAAUUGAACUUCUAAAUGGAUAUAAUGUAACUUUGUCAAUGCACAGUGUUUUAAAUCCUCAUACAACCUUCAUGAUUUGUCAGAUUAAGUGAACGCUCGCAAGUCCUCAACACGGGAAUCUGUCUGACCCUUCCCGUUCAUCUGAGAUGGCGUGAACGCGGCAUUAGCCAAAGAUUGUCUGUAAGAGAAAAGAAGCAUCACUCUGUAACACCACUCUAUGACUGAGUGGACUGUGUGUUUUUUUUUUUUGCAGUUCAACCAACCAACAGAGCAGCAUUUCUUCUAAACACUUGAUUUAGCUAAUUACACAACUUCAAUUUCAGUUAAACUUUUAAGGUAUAUCAUAGCAAUAUUUUAACUUAAUCCUUCUGUAUCUGAACCUCCAGUAUUUGGAGCACGUACCUUGCGAAAAGACACAUUUAAAAAGUUUAGGUUGUGAACCUGCGCUAACAAAAGGUGAUGACAGAACUUUGAGUUUCAGUUAUUUAUAUCCUAAGCUAAACCCAGUUAGAUUUGAUAAGAGAAUCAAAAGGAUUUAGAUUCAAUGAUGGAUUUGGAUUUGAUAAAAAAAGCUACCAAAACCCAACCCAAACUACAAGCAAAGAAUCCGAGCAAUAAGAGGGGAAAAACAAUGAGAAGGUGGAGAAGAGAAUGUAAAAGCGGGGAAGGGGGAAAAGACAUGACACAGAACGAUUUAAUGAAACUGAAUGUAGGCCAAGUUCGGUGUCAUCCGGGGGGCAAUCGGAGGAUGCAUGCAGCAGGCGCUUCCUUGGUAUUAACAUAAAUAACAUGUUGCAUCCUUUUCUUAACAAUAGAUAUUUUAAGUAAGAAGGGAGGGGAAACCGACAAUUUAGCCGUCCACCACCCCCCCCCUUGUUAAAUUUCAACUAAUCACCUUGGAUCAAAACGUGUGUCUCUUUUUUUUUUUUUUUUUUGAUCAGCUCCUUUCAAAUCAGGGAUGAUUCAUAGAGGGGAAAGAGAGAAGAACUAAAGGGGGGGAUGAUGACAGGUAUUGGGACACAUCCAGAGUCAAUAUGCUACUUUUUGUGUAGCCUUCAAAGUAUCGCAAUAGGAACAGGGAAAAUGGAUAAGGAAAGAGAGAUCUCUUUUUUUGUUUUGUUUUGUUUUGUAUUAACUUCCUUUCAUUGUAUUCUCGUGGCAGAAACUGGAGACUUAAAAAACACAGCAGCUCCAGGCAUUUUGCCCACAACCUGUUUUUUUUUUUUUUGUUUUUUUCCAGUCAGACUUACAUUACACCGUGUUCGGGCUCCAAACCAGUAUCUGGUUCUGCAUUAGUGAUUAAGGACCGAAUACCAAACUGAAGAACAGUGCUGUGUUCUCCUCUUUGAGUGUUUUUUUUUUUCUUCAGCCUUCAAGUUUCUGUGAUGAACCUUCAAGUGACCAUCAGACUUGAAGCAGUCCUCAAAAAUAAUCCCUCUGUACCUGAACUGAAAGAAAACUGAAUCCUUUUCACUGAAGUAAUGAUUCCAGAAAUUGAUGCUAUAAAGCUAUACUCAAAUAUUUUAUGUCUCAUCAUGUUUAUCUGAUAUCUUAACAACGUUUUCCUUUUGUGACAAUGAAGCAACCCAGGUGUCGCUAGCAUCAUCCUCUUUUUUUUUUUUUUUUCAAAAGAUGUUUUAAAGAGAGUGUGAUAAAGAUCUGUUUUUUUGUUUUUUUGUUGUUUUUUUUGGGUUGGUGUGCAGUUUGUCUCUGGCUCCUUCUGUAUGCAUCAUUCUGGGUUUGUUUCUUAUGAUUGCAAAAAUGAAUCAUCAAGCCACCAAUUAAAAUAUUUCAUUUUUACAGA